UCCACCUGCCGCCGCUCCGUUAGUUCAGAGGAGAAACCGUCGACUCUGGUGAAGGAUCAGGCAGAGAUGGCUGCAACCACGAUUCAGCCAAUGGGGAGCCUGCCCAGCGGACUGGGGAUCUGCACCACGGCCCCGGAUAUAUUUUACCUGCCUGAGCUGAUUUCCGGGGGUCUGGUGUGGAUCCUGGUGGCAUCGACCCACGUGGCCCCUCCGAACCCUCUGGGCUGGGUGAUGUUCGUCUCCGUCUUCUGCUUCGCCGUGACCUUCCUCUGGUUGAUCGUCUUCGCUGCCGGGGCUCACAAGAGCUGCUCAGGCUGGGCUGCUGCGGACUUUGCGUACCACGGCCUGGCAGCGUUCUUCUACCUCAGCGCAGGAGUGGACUUGGCCUUCAUCACCUUCCUGCAGGAAGUCAAAUCCACAAAUCUGGUAGAGUUUAGAAUCUACCAGACUGACAUCGCUGCUGUGGUGUUUGCCUUCUUGGCCACACUCCUCUACUUCCUGCACGCCAUCCUCUCCGCCAUCCGAUGGAAACACUUCUGAGGACAGACGCCGAUUCUCAAACCUGUGUGUGUCUACGUGGUGUGCAUGUGCGUGCGCGUGUGCGUGUGCGUGUGCGUGUGCGUGUGCGCGUGUGCGUGUGUGGACCCACAAGUGACGUCAACCUGCUCAGAUUCAAGAUGAAGGAUCUGAGCCUCAUGACUUGAGGGUGAAGAUGCAACAUGAGACACAAAGUGAACAGGAAGUAGAUGAAGAGCUGAACAUGGGAAACAUCUUUGUGUGUAAACAAACGACAUCUGAUCGAUCAUUUCAAAUCUGAAACUGGUGAAAUUUCAAUAACUUUUGUGAACCAACAACUCAGUGAAUUCUCCUUUAAUCUGACAUUAUUUAUCAAAAGAAGAAGUUUUAGUCAUUUUAAUGGACUAAAGAAUAAAGAGUAAAUAUUAUUAUUAAAACUGAGCCGUCACGGUAACACAGUAAUUAUUAGUGAGAAAAUCUCUCUUCAAAUUAUUAUCUAUGUUGAGCCUUUACAACAAAUAUUUAAUACAAAUUAAACUAAAAUGUAAUUAUUUCAAAUCCAAAUAAAUGUCACUGGAUUCAUAACAAACCAAGUUCAUUAAAGUGUUUUAUAAAUAAUUGUAUUUUAUUGGUUGUAACUUGUUGAAUUUAUGUAUUUUUAAGAAACACACAAAACCCAACAUCAAAGUGAAAGAUAAUGUUGUUUACACAAUAUGCAAAUGUUUGAGAAUCUUCAGUAAUGAAGCUCAGAAUAAAAAAUAAAGAUGAAUAACAUAUUAUUGAGUUAAAGGAACAGUUCAAAGUUUUAGAUACAUCGAGAAAUUCAUCAGUACUUCAAAGCAGCUGAGAAAUGAUUGUUGUGAUUAAGAUGAAUUUGAUAUGAUAUGAAUUGUGUUAGAAACAUUUCUGUUCAUCACUUGAAUCCAUCGGAGAAUCUUCCUGUUCACUCACAGUAUCACUGACAGAACUUUGUCUGAAUAUGUUUCUCUUCUGUCGCCAAUUUCUUUCACUUUUCAGCUCAAGGAUUUCUUCAAGAUUUCUGGUUGAAAUAAGGUUUUGUAUUCUGAAGAUUAAAACGAGACACAGACGUAA
Molecule: messenger RNA, 1608 nt
Organism: Hippoglossus stenolepis (Pacific halibut)
Lineage: Eukaryota; Metazoa; Chordata; Actinopteri; Pleuronectiformes; Pleuronectidae
Product: myelin and lymphocyte protein
Exons: 4
Coding region: 67-540 (157 amino acids)
Biological process (GO): myelination
Cellular component (GO): membrane
Molecular function (GO): structural constituent of myelin sheath
Source: RefSeq, a predicted model, not a curated record